Messenger RNA from Tigriopus californicus, 1357 nucleotides. It is a transcript of the gene mRpL3, whose product is annotated as large ribosomal subunit protein uL3m-like. The coding region runs from base 138 to 1325 and encodes 395 amino acids. Gene Ontology annotation, cellular component: ribosome; mitochondrial large ribosomal subunit. Gene Ontology annotation, biological process: translation. Gene Ontology annotation, molecular function: structural constituent of ribosome. The record is from RefSeq and is a predicted model, not a curated record. The transcript is spliced from 5 exons. Lineage: Eukaryota; Metazoa; Arthropoda; Copepoda; Harpacticoida; Harpacticidae.
ACCUCUCACAACACGCCUGCAUUUCCGUCCCAAGUGGAUAACUGCCUGGCUCUCAGGUUCCCCUGCCUCCAUCCAUCCAUCCAGCCAGCCUUUGUGAAUCCAUCAGUUCGGACAAGAACUCUGACUUCCAGCCAGCCAUGUGGCGUACCGGGUGGUCUUUAGCCGCCACUCAUCGGAUUGCCCCACCAGUCCCGCCGUCUCUCAGUGGUUUGAGUCUGCUUCUCAGUCGUGAUCUACAUCUGGGUGAUACGUUAGAGUCACGUAUCAAAAGCCGACGCACCCACAAACCGUUUUAUCAUAUUAAGAAGACGAAUAAAGUCCCGGACGAGCCGCUGACCCCGGCCAAUUUGGCCUUUUUGCGCGAAGCCGUUCAACGAUCUUUUGAGGAUGCCAAACCCAUAAGUCGAGUCGAUUCACCCCUCAAAAAUGGGUUGAGCCCUUGGGCCCGAGGUGACUGGGCUCGCGGGACGACGCGAUGUGGACUCUUGGGACGGAAAAUUGGGCUUCAACCCAUGUGGUACAAAAAUGGCAAACGCGUGAUCGCCACUUUAAUUCAGAUUGAAGACAAUCAUGUGGUUCGCUAUGUUCCACCCGAAUUGGCCAAGAAGAGUGAGACGGCGCUUCGUCGGAGUUCCCCGUUCAUAUGGAAACCGGCUCGAUCGACCCAUUUGGGCUGCUUGGUAGUUGGGGCCUUGAGUGCGGAUCCCAGUCGAUUCACGAAAGAUUACUGCGGUCUUUUUACCGAAUCUGGUCUUAUGCCCAAGAAGAAGCUGGCUCGGUUCCCGGUCACCGAAAAUGCUCUUAUUCAACCGGGUACCCCAUUGACAGCCGCUCAUUUUGAUGUAGGCCAAUUCGUGGAUGUCAGGGGGCGUAGUGUUCGUCGUGGAUUCCACGGUGUAAUGAAAAAGCACGGAUUCGCUGGAAUGCCGAGCGACGCCCGUGGAGUGACCAAAAGCCAUCGAAGACCGGGUCACGUUGGGUCGGGUCGGAAAAGCCGCAUUUGGCCGGGGCAAAAAAUGCCCGGACAUAUGGGUGGCAACUUCACUAUCCAACGUGGACUCGAGGUCCUAAGAAUCAAUUACGAGCAUAACGUCUUGUAUGUUAAGGGCCAGGCCAUUGCCGGUGCGCAUGAGGAAUUUGUGCAGGUCUUUGAUUGUCGGACCCGCGGAAAAGACCAGACAGUUUCGCCCAAACAUUUUCCAACUUGCUUUCCCGAGCAAUAUGAGAAACUUCCGGAGGAGGAAUACGCCCCCAAUGUUCAUCGAUUCGAAGACCCUUCCAUUGUUUUUGAACCUGAAGAGGUCACGAAAAAGAAGAAAAAAUGAGCAAAAUAAACGAAAUGUAAUACUUUCAAGCA